Hansenula ciferrii is the source of this 840-nucleotide messenger RNA. RefSeq names its product Serine/threonine-protein kinase. The transcript has a single exon. Lineage: Eukaryota; Fungi; Ascomycota; Saccharomycetes; Phaffomycetales; Wickerhamomycetaceae. Bases 1 to 840 code for a protein of 279 amino acids. The record is from RefSeq and is a predicted model, not a curated record.
AUGGUAAAACCAGCUACACAAAGACGCCGUAACAAGGUGUAUCAACAACAAUUACAACAACAACAAUUGCAGCAACAGCAGGCCCAACAAGCCCAAAAACAAAAGGAAGAUGAUGCUGGAGGGUUACACGAUGAAGCUGACGUGAUGUCCUUCCGUUCAGCUGCAGCCCAUAGAUUUAUUUUAAACCAAGAACUAAUCGAAAACGUCACUGAAAAAUGGGUUCAUACAAACGGCAUUAUAAGACCUAAACCAUUUACGCAGUUUCAAACAAAACAAAACAUCAACGAGAUUAAAGAUGAACUAUACUUUGGGAAUAUAGAGUUAAUGCGUCAAAAAGCUGGAAAGUUAGAAAAGGAGCUCGAAGAAGUGAAAGCUGCUACCCAAGAUAUAAAUAAGGGUCCUCAUAAUAAUCGGAAGAUACGAGGAUUUAUCAAUGAGUUGAGUGAGUCCUUUGUUAACCCAGUGUCUCAUAAUGUUGAAACAGUGGAAAAAUCUUUUGAAAAGGUAGUUAAUAAACCAAUAAGUUUUGAACCAUACACCAUUAAAUCAAUACCAAAACUUAAAACAGAUACAUCUGAAGCACCACCAAAUUAUUGGGAAGAGAUUAAAAAAGCUAAAGAGCAAGAAGCAAGUGCUGUCAAUAACCCUUUGGUUAUAUCUGAUCAAGGAUACAUCCAAGAGGAUCCAGUUCAAAAUAAUCCAGAGCCUAUACCCUAUGUGGAAGCACCUCCAGCAUUUGGAACUGAUGACAUUAAUAUGAUUGAUGAUGUGGGAUUUGGUCUUCAUUCUACGCUAGAUGAUCAAGACUUUUUAAGUCAAUUUGAUCAUAGUAUGGAGUAG